AUGCGGCUCCUCCUUCACACCGCGCUGCUCGUCGCGACGGCCACGGCGCUCCUCGCAACUCCAGUACUCGCCGAAGUCGACGCGAUGUAUGCGCCGCUCUGGAACAUGCCGGCGACGUACGGGGGCAUGUGGCCGUACUAUGGUGGCAAGUGCUUCGGCGUGAACUGCGACGGCGACGGCGGGUACAACCCGCUCCCGGGCUUCGUUCUGCCGUACCUCGACAGGAUCCCGACGGUGGACGUGGACCCCCGCUACGACUUCAUCCAGCGCAACAAGCCCCUGGAGACCAUCCCGUCGGCGUACCGGCCCUCGGAUGCCUUCCUGGGCCUGCGGCCGGAGCCCGUGCGGUUCAUCAUCCGCGACCCCAGGACGGGCGAGAUCAUCCGGAUCAUCCCGGGGUACUGA
Messenger RNA from Pedinophyceae sp. YPF-701, 405 nucleotides. The record is from the annotation of a GenBank genome assembly. NCBI's taxonomy places the organism in Eukaryota, Viridiplantae, Chlorophyta, Pedinophyceae.